GCCUAGGCAGGAGCAGGAGGGGUUUCGGAGUGAACUGCAUGCAGGAAACAUCUCACAUCCUGAGUUUUCAGGACUCUUUUCGCUCCGCUCCGCAACUGUGCAUUCAUGGGGCUGGGACCAGCUGAUCCAAGUUUGUCUUGCAGCCUGGAUUAAGAAUGUCAGAGCGCUUCCAGGCAGAACGACCACGCAGCCCUCCUUUCCCUCGCCCCCCGACCCAGAUACUCUGCCUGCUGCUCAGCCUCUUCGUUACACCGCCACCCGGGUCCCGAGGAGAAACUGCUGAAAGUAAACUGGAAUUCCCUAGGCAAUGGAUUCGAAGAGAACAAGUAGAACACUAUGGCAUAACCAUCCCUUAUCUUUUGAGUGGUAAACCAUGGAAACCAAUAAAGAAUCUUUUUGAACAGACUCACCCAGCAAUGCUGAAAUUUCUUAUACAAGCUGAAAGUGAACAACUUGUCAUCAGUCUGGAGAGAAAUGAUGGUCUCUUUGCUGGCAACAUCACAGAAAUGCAUUAUUUGGAAGAUGGUACUAGCACUAUUAUCACGCGUAAUUACACGAAUCAUUGCUUCUAUCAUGGCCAUGUACAAGAAUAUGCUGAAUCUGCAGUAAUUUUGAGUACAUGCUCUGGACUCAGGGGUAUUAUUUUUUUUGAAGAUAGAGCCUACAUUUUGGAGCCACUGGAAGGUGCUAUGAGUGAACAUAUAAUCUAUAGACUAAAACACCCAAACCUAAUCCUGGGUACAUGUGGCCAUCAUCUCAAUCUUACAGGCGUCACUUUGCGGGAUACUGCACAGUUUAUUGCACAGACAUUUACUAGCAGACACAAAAGAGAAACUCUAAAAUCCACCAAGUAUGUAGAGCUCGUUAUUGUGGCUGAUAAUCGUGAGUUUCAGAGACAAGGCAAGGAUGUGGAAAAAGUGAAACUGAGACUGAUAGAAAUUGCAAACUACGUUGAUAGAUUCUACAGGCCAUUAAAUAUUAGAAUAGCCUUGGUUGGAUUAGAAGUCUGGAAUGAUGUGGAUAAGUGUACAGUAACUCAAGAUCCUUUCACCACUCUUCACGAGUUUCUUGAUUGGCGAAAGAUGAAACUACUACCUCGUAAACCACAUGAUAAUGCACAACUAGUCAGCUAUCCGUUUCCUAUGAUGUUCAGCAGCUGCAGCAAGAAGGACUUGGAAAACAGCUUGGAGAAAGGCGUGGGGAUGUGUCUCUUCAACCUUCCAGAGGUUAAGGAAUCAUUUGGUGGCCCCAAAUGUGGGAACGGCUAUGUAGAAGAGGGAGAAGAAUGUGAUUGUGGUGAACCUGAGGAAUGUACAAACCAAUGCUGUAAUGCCACAACCUGUACUUUAAGGCCAGGAGCAGUGUGUGCACAUGGACUUUGCUGUGAAGAUUGCAAGCUGAGGCCAGCAGGGAUUUUAUGCAGGGGUACCAGUAAUUCCUGUGAUCUCCCUGAAUUCUGUACUGGAAGCAAUCCUCAUUGCCCAGCCAAUGUUUACUUGCAUGAUGGGCACUCUUGCUACGGGGUAGAUGGGUACUGCUAUAACGGGAUGUGCCAAACUCAUGAACAACAGUGCAUCACCCUCUGGGGACCAGGCGCUAAACCUGCCCCUGAGAUAUGCUUCCAGAGAGUCAAUUCUGCAGGAGAUCCAUAUGGAAACUGUGGCAAGGAUUCCAAAAGUACUUUUGCCAAAUGUGAACCCAGAGAUUCAAAGUGUGGAAAAAUUCAAUGUCAAGGGGGAGCGAGUCGACCUGUAAUUGGCACCAAUGCUGUCUCAAUAGAAACAAACAUCCCUCUACAAGGAGGAGGCAAAAUUCUGUGCCGAGGAACACAUGUUUACUUGGGGGAUGAUAUGCCUGAUCCGGGCCUUGUCUUGGCUGGAACCAAAUGUGAAGAUGAAAAAAUCUGUCUUAAUCGCCGCUGCCAAAACACCAGUAUAUUUGGUGUUCAUGAAUGUGCGACAAAAUGUCACAGACGUGGGGUCUGCAACAAUAAAAAAAAUUGCCACUGUGAGGCUCAUUGGGGUCCUCCCUUUUGUGACAAGGCAGGAUUUGGUGGCAGUGUUGACAGUGGGCCAGUACGACAAUCUGAUAACAGAAGCUUAAUUGCAAUACUUAUAACCAUCCUGUGCCUUCUGGCGGCCAGUUUACUUGUGUACUUCAAGAGGAAGAUCUUGAUUAGAGUGUUCUUUAUUAAUAAGAAGACUACAAUAGAGAAACUUAGGUCUGUGAGUCAAACAAGGCCUUCCAGUUCAUCUGAAUCUAAUCAUGUUCAUACUGCAGCAUCCAUCAGUAAGAAACUAGCCAAACAGCCACAAAAUUCAACCACACCCAAGAGAAACAACGUACAAUUGCUCCAGUGUCAGAAAAGGGAUAUUAGCUACUUUGUGAAGGCCCAGGAUGUAUCGAAAUGGAGUCCACCAGAGAGGGUCCAGCCACAUCUUUGUGAGCUUUCCAGUCAACAGUCUGUAUUUGGAAAGGUGCUGCCCACCAAGCCCCCUCUGAAAUUUGACCUGGAAUCUUACAAACCAAGUCCUCCUCGGAAGCCUUUGCCAGCUAAUCCUCAGAAGAACAAAGCCGUUCAGUUUGAUCCUGUUUCUAGGACAAUGUUUGAGCUUCCAAAACCUAGGCCUCAAAUUGCUCCUGUCAGGCCUGCACCAAAACCUCCACUUCAUGUGCCUAGGCCCUGCAAUGCUGUCUAUAUGAAAUGAAAUGGGGGGAAAUGACCAUUUUUAUUCUGAAAAAAUAGAAGUUUGCACUAUUUUUCAGCUGGAAAUUAAUAUUUUUAUAUCAACCAAUAGAAUGUUUAAUGUUCUAUAUCCCAUUGUUUUAAGAACUCUGAGCUACUGCCUUUGGUGCUACAGUGUGUGAAGGUGGUUUGCGUCCUUGCUCAGGUACUAAUAAAUUAUUAAUUUAUACUCAUAUUUAUUACAGUGCAGAGCACUGUAGUAAAUAUUAUUUCAUCAUAAUCAAGUUUUCCUAGGAUGGAAGCCAUUUUUAUGACAUUUAAGCAGUCUUGAACCAUCCUUCAUUUUAAAUUUCACAGCAGGCUAUAUAUAUAUAAUACCUCUCAGUGUUUGUUGUUCCAUUUAGAUCUAUUCUUUGUAGGAUGCUGACUAGGACUGAAAUAAAAUUGCUGAGAUCAAGGGACCAAUGAAAGUUCAAAUACAGCUAUGUUUUUAUGGUUUGCCAAUAAAAGGCAAAAUGGAGGCAAAAUGUAAUUUGUGGUGUACAAUUUACAGGAAGGUAAAGCAAACAACUGCCAAUGCUGUUCCUAUUGACAUUCCAUUAGAAAGAUGGAAAAAUACUAUUUGCAAAAAUCAAGAAAUACUGUUUUUCUUAUAAUUUGAAAGUUUAUAGUGAGCAAAGGCAACCAAAAAAUCACUGUAAUUAUGCAUGUACCAAAUGGAAGUCCAACCUACCUCUAGUGAACUGUGCAUAUGGAACAUAACCAUCUUUGGAGAAAAUAAUAUAAAAUGUCAGUUGUACAAAAGUUAUUUCCAUCAUCAUGGUACAGAUGCACGUUAAAUAUACACUGAAUUAUCUCUUGAGGCUUAAAUACCUAUCCCAAGAUCAGCAGUUUUAUCCAGUACCCAGAAUCCAUUUUCAAUUGUAAGAGUCUCAAGUAUAUUUCUUGUAUUUAUUUCAGUUCUAUAACAUGUCAGUCAUCUGUUCCAGAAUUACAAUGGGUUAGAGAAAUCUUCAGAUUAAUUGUACUAACACAAGUGAUUUCUUUUUUGUAAUACACAAAAAUAUAGUUAUCCAUAACUGUAUAUCCUAACUCACUGUACUGUAAUGUUAAAUGCCUGUUUUCCAAGAUAGUGUAUAGAUUUUCAAAUAGCUUUUAAAGUACUGUAUAUUGAACACCAUUUUAAUUAGAAAUGGUGUGUAAUUUCUAUCAUAAUGUAUUUUUCAAUUUUUUCGGUCUUCAGUGUUUAUGUAUCUGUAUGUGUGUGAGUAUAGAUAUAUACACAUCUGCAUGCACACGAUGCCCAUGAUGCAUCGAUGCCACAUGAUGCCACACAAUGCCCAUGAUGCUCACACUUUGAUGGUUUCCACCAAUACAGCACAAGCUGCUUAUCCUUUUCUUACUUUGUGAUGCAACAGACCAUAUAGCCAUAAAACCUAUAGGUAGCUUUAUAGUUCCGUAACACCCAGUUCAGAUGCUUACCUACCAUUUAUAUGAUAUUUUCAUGUGCAGAAUAGCAAGUAACUCAGCAUGGGUUUACAACCAUAUUGUAGCAGUAAUAUUUAAAAAAAAAUGUAGCUGUGCACUGUAACAAAAAUGCAUUGUUUCAUACUAAAAGAAAAAAUCAACCCAGUAAAAUAUUUUGUGAAAACCGAGAAUACUCACGUGAGAGUACAGUGUUUAGCACUUACAAAGAGUAGAUUCCUAUAGAGGUGCUGUUUGAGUUAAGCUACCAUAUUUAGGCUGAAAAAUAGCAGACAGCUAGAUGGCAACAAGGAGAUACACAACUCAUUUUGUUGUUGUUGCAGCUCUCUGGUAAUCAUUCACCCAGUCUUUUGUCUUUCUCAGACAUGUGACUCUGCCAUGCCAUCACUUUUAACUCUUCAUCUCCAUAUGUCCACUGAUUUUAUAAAAAUAAUUUAAUCAGUUCUUAUAUGAGGGCUGUUGCAUGCCAAACAAUUUGAAGAAUUCAACACUUCAAAAACAUUUUGAUAUUUACCUGCCUUCCUCUUAUGCUGUUCAUUAGUUUAAUGCAUGGUGAUGACCAAAUAUGUAGCUCUGUAAUUAGCUACAAUAGAAAAGGUAAAGGUUUCUCCUGUCCAGUCGUAUCUGACUCUAGUGGACAGUGUUCAUCUAUGUUGCUUAGCCAAGGGAGCCUUCAUUAUCUGAAGAUAUACUUGGAUCAUCUCCAAUUAUAAAGAACCACACUUAAGAGGGCAGAAUUCUAGUGCUUUUAUGAAAAUGGCAAAUUUUGAGUUCAGCUAUCCCAGUAGUAUGUACACUGAUCACUUAGAUUUCUGAGAGAGAAGUAAGUCAUUUCCAAUUUGUCUUCCUAAAAUUUAUUGAAUUUCCCAUGCCUCUAAUGUAAAUGUAGGCUCUUUCAUAUGCUGUCCCUUUAUGGUCAGAAAGUCUCUACCAUUUAUUUUCUCCCCUGAUAACUAGCAAAACGGCAAUUCAAGGCUUAUUUCAUUAGCAGCAUGGAUUACUGACCUACCAUCUAAAGGAUAUCAUUAACAUUAUUUUAGCCCAAACAGCAGCUGGGAAGCAUAAGAUAAAUAUAUUUGUCCUUGGUUUAGCAAGUUUAUAAAAAAUAACUGCAUUUUUUUAAGUGACAGAGCUACAUUUAUUUUUUCCUUUCUCAUAAAAAUACUUAAUCAAUUGGAUCCCUAUAUUUUACAUAUUUCCUAUUAUUAUAAAUUGACCAAUAAUAUCAUCUGUUAAUACAUAAAACUGCUUUGAAUUCCCAGACCUUGGGUCAUUCCAGUUGUAUAUGUAACAUGUUAUUUUCCAAAGUCACUUAUCUUUGCUUCCUAAUAGAGAGAACCAAGACAAAAUGAUCUUUAUUUCUUUUUUGGUGCCUAAUUUAACUUUUCAAUUAUUAUGCUCUGUAUCUAGGCAACAAGAGCAGUGAUACCUAGAAAGAAAUCAGUUAAAAAUAUCCGUAUCUC
Molecule: messenger RNA, 5634 nt
Organism: Notechis scutatus (mainland tiger snake)
Lineage: Eukaryota; Metazoa; Chordata; Lepidosauria; Squamata; Elapidae
Source: RefSeq, a predicted model, not a curated record